AUGCCUAAAGCUCCUCUACGUUUUCGAAAACGGGACAAUUCAAAGGAUUGUUCGAAUCCCCAAAAAGAAACAGUUCCAAAGAUGUUGAAGGUCACAACACCUGUUUCAAGAUCUACUAAUGUUCAAUCUGCUCAUCCUUUAAACAUCCCAGAGUCUACUAAAGUGAGUUCGUCAAACGAAUCUGAUCAUACACUCCUUUCAUCCCGUAUGUCCAUGGGUGUUUUCAAGAAACAUGAUAUAGGCUUGAAUCGUGGAAGAAUUCCAAGCACAAUUGUACCAGUUGAUAAUCGUGGUUCUACUAAGCAGACAAUUCAAGAGAGGUUCCAAACAAGAGUUAUAGAAGCUGAGCAUAAUUUAGCUUGUGCCUGGUCGGAAGAUGGUGCAAAUCAUACCACUAGAAAGUCUCCCACAGGCAGAGUUGACCCAUCUUGUAUUUGUGAAGACCAAAAUCUUGACAAUGAUAUCAUUGGAGCUUUAUUUGAUGACAACGAUUAG
Messenger RNA from Ilex paraguariensis (yerba mate), 495 nucleotides. The record is from the annotation of a GenBank genome assembly. Lineage: Eukaryota; Viridiplantae; Streptophyta; Magnoliopsida; Aquifoliales; Aquifoliaceae.